CCUCGGCCCCCCCCCCCGAGCCCCCCGUCAUGGCCGACCCCGUCCCGGCCUACUCGCCCAGCUUCAAGAAGCCCGCCGACACGCUGCGGCUCCGCCGCAAGCGGCCCCGGCCGCUCGGCCGCCCCGGCCCGGCCCCCGCCGCCGCCCCCUCGUCGUCGUCGUCGUCCUCGUCUUCGUCGUCGUCGUCGUCGUCGUGGUGGUGCCCGACGCCCUGGCCGGGCCGGGAUCCCGGGGGCCGUCAUGGCGCCAGGCCCGCCGGAGGGCCCCGACCCGCCAGGAGAAACCCCUUCGCCCGGCUGGACAACGGCCCCCGCGCCCCCGCCGCCGCGCACCACCCGCCGGGCCCGAAUUCAGAUUCUAAUCAAGAAAAUGAUUUUGCCUGGGAAGAAGAGCUUUCAGAAAGAAUACCUGCUAUAAAGCAAUUCAAGCAUCCUGACUCACCCCUCUCCAAAUCCGAUGAUACUUUAUCCUCAAGAAGUGCAGAGCUUCCGGUAGACUGGAGUAUUAAAACUCGCCUCCUUUUCACCUCUUCCCAACCUUUCACCUGGGCAGAUCAUUUGAAAGCACAAGAAGAAGCUAGAGGAUUUAUCCAGCACUGUAGAGCAACAGCAAUUAGUUUGCCUCAUAGCAUACAGGACCCCAAACUCUCCACCGAGCUUCGCUGUGCCUUCCAGCAGAGCCUCGUGUAUUGGAUCCACCCGUCACUGCCCUGGAUGCAUUUGUUUCCACGGAUUGGGGCCGAUAGGAAAAUGGUCGGGAAGAACAGUCCUUGGUCCCAGGAUGAGACGCUGCAGCAAGUGCUGAUGAGCGAAUGGUCCAUCAGUUUCACUUCUCUCUAUAACCUGCUGAAGACAAAGCUUUGCCCCUAUUUUUAUGUGUGCACCUAUCAAUUUACCGUGCUGUUCCGUGCUGCUGGAUUAGGAGGAUGUGAUGUAAUCACAGCUGUCAUGUCCCCCACUACCAGAGGUUUAAGAGAAGCUAUGAAGAACGAAGGUAUUGAAUUUUCCUUGCCUUUAAUAAAAGAACAUGGGUCUAGGAAGCAGAAGGCACCCGAGACAAGCUUACAGACUACAGAUCGUAAAGCAGAGCCAGAAGAGGAACAAGCAAUAAGUGAUGAAGAUGAAGAGGAAAGUUAUUCUUGGCUCGAAGAGAUCGGAGUAAAAGAUAAAAUUAAGAAACCGGACCUGGUCUCUGUUAAGCUCCACAGAGAGAAACACGAGGUGCAGAUGGAUCACAAACCCGAGUCUGUCGUCCUGGUGAAAGGAAUGAACACUUUCCGGUUGUUGAACUUCUUAAUAAACUGUAAGAGCCUAGUAGCCUCUGCGGGUCCUCAGGCAGGACUCCCACCAACCCUGCUGUCCCCUACUGCUUUCCGAGGAGCCACGAUGCAGAUGCUCAAGGCUCGAACUAUAAAUGUGAAAAGACAAGUAGAUGCUGGUUUUAAAGAUCAAUUUAGUUUGGAGAUUACAGGCCCCAUCAUGCCUCACUCUCUGCAUUCACUGACUAUGCUACUCAAGUCUGCACAGAAGGGCUCUUUCUCUGCCGGACUGUAUUCUCAUGAACCGACCAACGUAUUUAACGUCCGUACGCAGGAGGAGGAGAGCGUCUUAAAUAAGGAGACGCUUCACCUAGACCUCGCUGACUGCGGGCUACAUCUCAAAACCCUGGAUCAGUUGAUCCGGUCACCAGAGCUAGGAAAAUCUUCUAUCCGGCUCCUCCAAGUGGACAAUUACAACUACAGCUGGAGAGCCUGAGAGCCGACCCCGACGGGGACGGCGGGACACUGUAGAACAUUUUAGCCUUCAGAGAAAUAAACAUGCUGAAACCUCA
Messenger RNA from Ornithorhynchus anatinus (platypus), 1830 nucleotides. RefSeq names its product DNA replication fork stabilization factor DONSON (gene DONSON). Gene Ontology annotation, biological process: nuclear DNA replication. The record is from RefSeq and is a predicted model, not a curated record. The transcript has 10 exons. Bases 30 to 1754 code for a protein of 574 amino acids. Gene Ontology annotation, cellular component: nucleus. NCBI's taxonomy places the organism in Eukaryota, Metazoa, Chordata, Mammalia, Monotremata, Ornithorhynchidae.